Molecule: messenger RNA, 6004 nt
Organism: Magnolia sinica
Lineage: Eukaryota; Viridiplantae; Streptophyta; Magnoliopsida; Magnoliales; Magnoliaceae
Exons: 25
Coding region: 428-5668 (1746 amino acids)
Biological process (GO): regulation of transcription by RNA polymerase II; cytoskeleton organization; regulation of cell shape
Cellular component (GO): nucleus
Molecular function (GO): protein binding
Source: RefSeq, a predicted model, not a curated record
CUUUAAAAAACGCUUCCUUCGAUCUUCUGCGAAAAAACAAAACCAAAACCAAACUCUCUCUCUCUCUCUCUCUCUCAGAUAAAUCAAAUCCCGACUCAAAAGAAAGAAUCGCCGAUCCUUUCGUCUCUCCAUACCCUCAAUCCCUCGACCUUCCCCAUCUCUCUUCCCUCAACCGAUAUGGUACAGAUUGGCUCUCCAAACCCAUGGAAAAAGAUUCUUUGUUUCUUCUCCUGGUUGUUUUCUCAGAAGAGAACGUAGCUUGAAAAAUCUCCGUCGCUUUCUGCAUGCUUGAGAGGAAUGCAGUAUGGAUUUGGGGGUUUCCGGUUGUUGGAAGCGUAGAAGAGAGUUUCAGUUUUUGGGGAAUUAUCCAUCCGGCUGAGUUGUUCCGAGCAAUCGAACAGUUCGGAUCGCAUGUUUUAUUUAAAACAUGUCCCUAAGGAAGUGCAUUCCAUCAGCUGAUGCAUCCUCUCUUGGUAUGGCGUCUUCAAAGUUCCCUGGAAAGGUGCAUGAUAAGUCUCAAUUUGCGGAGCUGGAGUCAACCGCAGGUCGUCCUUUGGAAGCCGAUGUGGAUAUCGACCUUCGAGAGGUUUACUUUCUGAUCAUGCAUUUCCUAUCAGCUGGGCCAUGUCGGAGGACUUAUGGGCAAUUUUGGAAUGAGCUUUUGGAACAUCAACUUCUACCUAGGAGAUAUCAUGCUUGGUAUUCAAGGAGUGGGCUACAUAGUGGUGAUGAAAAUGAUAAUGGCUUGUCCUUCCCCUUAAGCUACAAUAAUUUGGUGGAAAGGUACCCACACAUUGAAAAUGAUCACUUGGUAAGGCUUCUGAAGCAAUUGAUCCUGAGCAGUGCCCCUCCAUUGCAUGGCAUGGUUGGAGGAAGCAUUCCAAGUGCAGCUGAUGUUCCUACGCUCCUGGGAUCUGGUUCUUUUUCACUUCUGGAACCUGAUAGAAAUAGAGAAGACAAGAAAGCCGCUCAAGUGCCUGGGUACUUGCGUUGGCCUCACAUGCAGGCUGAUCAGGUCCGAGGGUUAAGUUUGAGGGAGAUUGGAGGUGGUUUUACUAAACAUCAUCGUGCUCCCUCUAUUCGUGCAGCAUGUUAUGCCAUUGCUAAACCAUCAACCAUGGUGCAAAAGAUGCAGAUAAUAAAGAAACUAAGGGGGCAUCAGAAUGCUGUCUAUUGUGCCAUAUUUGAUCGCUCAGGGCGAUAUGUGAUUACUGGUUCGGAUGAUCGCCUUGUAAAGAUUUGGUCAAUGGAAACUGCAUUUUGCUUGUCCAGCUGCCGUGGACACGAAGGCGACAUUACUGACCUGGCUGUGAGUUCAAAUAAUGCUUUGGUGGCAUCUGCUUCAAAUGAUUGCAUCAUUCGAGUUUGGCGUUUGCCUGAUGGGCUGCCAAUUUCAGUCUUGAGGGGACACACUGGAGCUGUUACUGCCAUUGCAUUUAGUCCAAGGCCAAGCGCCGUGUACCAGCUUUUAUCGUCAUCUGAUGAUGGAACAUGUCGGGUCUGGGAUGCUCGGUACUCCCAUUUCAGUCCACGAAUUUACAUCCCAAAGCCUUCAGAUGCUGUUGCUGGAAGAAGCAACGAUCCCUCUCCAAGUACUGGACAACAGGCACAUCAAAUAUUAUGCUGUGCAUACAAUGCUAAUGGAACCGUUUUUGCUACUGGUAGCUCGGACACUUACGCAAGGGUGUGGAAUGCUGUUAAGUGCAACCCAGAGGACUCCGAGCAACCAAAUCAUGAGAUGGAUGUGUUGUCUGGUCAUGAAAAUGAUGUCAAUUAUGUACAAUUCAGUGGCUGUGCAGUGGCAUCUAGAUCCUCUUCAACUGACACUUCAAAGGAAGAUAAUUUUCCAAAGUUCAAAAAUUCCUGGUUCACCCAUGACAACAUAGUCACCUGUUCUCGGGAUGGCAGCGCCAUCAUUUGGAUUCCAAGAUCACGUAGAUCUCAUGGAAAGGUUGGGCGUUGGACACGAGCAUAUCAUCUCAAAGUUCCACCUCCUCCAAUGCCUCCUCAACCUCCUCGUGGAGGCCCACGCCAAAGAUUCCUUCCAACUCCUCGUGGUGUUAAUAUGAUUGUGUGGAGCUUGGAUAACCGCUUUGUGCUUGCCACUAUCAUGGAUUGCAGAAUAUGUGUUUGGAAUGCUGUUGAUGGCAGCUUAGUCCAUUCAUUGACUGGUCAUACUGAAUCUACAUAUGUUUUGGAUGUUCAUCCUUUCAAUCCACGAAUAGCCAUGAGUGCUGGGUAUGACGGAAAAACCAUAGUGUGGGAUAUAUGGGAGGGCACCCCAAUUCGCAUAUACGAAACUGGACGCUUUAAAUUGGUUGAUGGGAAGUUCUCUCCGGAUGGGACAUCAAUUGUUCUUUCUGAUGAAGUUGGCCAAAUAUACGUAUUAGCUUCAGGACAAGGGGAGUCCCAAAAGGAUGCCAAAUAUGAUCAGUUCUUCCUUGGUGAUUAUCGCCCCCUUAUCCAAGAUACCCAUGGAAAUGUUUUGGAUCAGGAGACUCAGCUUGCUCCACAUAGAAGGAACAUUCAAGAUCUCCUCUGUGAUUCAAGCAUGCUGCCAUACCCUGAGCCUUAUCAGAACAUGUACCAACAACGGCGAUUGGGUGCUCUAGGUAUUGAGUGGCGUCCUCCUUCUGUAAAACUUGCUGUUGGGCCCCAAGAUUAUCAAUUGCUGCCAUUUGUGGACUUGGACCGAUGGAUUGAACCGUUACCAGAGUUUGUAGAUGCCAUGGACUGGGAACAAGAAAAUGAAGUUCAAAGUGAUGAUAAUGACUCUGAGUAUAAUGCUACUGAGGAGGAUUCUAGUGAAGGAGAACAGGAAUGCUUGAGUGGCAGUUCUGGCGAUCCGGAAUGCAGUGCAGAAGACAGUGAGGCCGACCAUAGUAAUACAGAAGGCCUUCGCAGAUCUAAAAGAAGAAAACACAAGGCUGACGUCGAGUUCACAACUUCUUCUGGUAGGCGUGUUAAGAGGAGAAACUUGGAUGAGCAUGAUGGCACACUAUCAAAGAGUACCAGAACAAAGAAAUCAAGAAAUGGUAGGGUGGCUUCGAGGAGAAGAAAAUCUUCUACAUCGAAGUCAUCGCGACCUCAGAGACUUGCUGCGCGCAAUGCUCUUAAUUUGUUUUCUCGAAUCAAUGGUGCAUCUACUGAUGGAGAAGAAGACGAAGAUGGCUCGGAAAGUGAUUCAUCAGAGAGUGAAUCAAUGCAACCUGAUUCAAACAACCAGAGCGAUGAAUCUGAUAUGUCAACCCAGAAGGUGCAGCGAAAACACCCAAGGGAGAAAGAAGUUUCCUUACAUGAGCGUGAAACUGCGGCCAACCCUUCUGAACUCCCUGAACCUCAUGGCAAGGCUGGAAACAGGAGGAGAUUGGUUUUGAAAUUUGCAGUUCGUGAUUCAAAGAAACAUGCUCCAGAAAGCCCAACAUCCGAAUGCCAAGAGCAGGGCGAUGAAUCUCCUUCAGAGACUGCUGACCUGAAUCGAGCUUGUUCAAGCUCUCAAGAGCAAAACAUGGUUGAGGCUGUGUUGUCUGCAAGUUGCACGAAUAGCAAAAUUAGAUGGGGGGAAGUAAAGGCGCGGACAUCAAAGCGUCUGCGAGUAGGAGAGGCUCCAGCAACAGAUACAUGGGCUUCGAUCAAUGUCAAUCUCGUUGACGGUCACAAUGCAACUGAAGAUAACAUCAAUGGACAUCGGAAAUCAGAAGAUGAGCAUGGAAAUUCACCCCCUCCUGAAAGCCAUACUCACGGAGAUGAGCUAGACAGAAAGGAUCAGAGGAAUGAGCAACAGUUUAGAGCUAGGACAUCAAGUGGGUUGGACAAUGUGAAAGAUGAAGAACUUGCUCCUGAAUAUGCACAUUUGUCUUUACUAACCGAAGAGUGCUCCCAAAAUGGGAAUCGUCCAAAAAGAGGGGCAUCCCCCAUCAUUUGCAAUGGCAACGAAUCUGAAACAAAAUGGCAUGUAGACAAGGGAUACACAGAUCAUACUGGUACCCAUGAAUGCAGGGGUUAUGGUGAACCCAUAGGAAGAACUGGUGUGGUAACCGAUAAUAAGAAGAAAUCUGUUGUUUGCUGUGAGAAUGGUACUGACCACAGUCAAGAAGUUGAAGAAAGCACUCUGCCCAUCGCUAGAAAGUUAAGGAUUAGACCGAAAGGAAUCAUGAAGGGAUCCCAAAGUCCAUCUUUCAAGAUUGGAUGUGAUCCAGAAGAGGAUGAGGGUACCAGUGGGCCCAGUACGGAUCAUGAAGAUUGGAAUAAUGAGUCAGAUAAGUCAGAGUCUCAGGUUGAUAAAUCUGUUGCACAAGUUUCGAAGAGGCUGCCUUCAUGUUCAAACAAUAAGAUGUAUGAUACUGUUUAUAAAAGAUCAAAGUCAGGCAGGGCUAGAACGUAUUUGGAAGGUGAUGUAUGUGGCAUGGAAGCAAGCACUUCAAAUGGCAACAACCAUAACGCAGAUCUGAGAACAAACUUUCUGGAAAUAAUGACCAACGGUGUCCGCAAAACAAGAUCCAUGGGCACAAAGUCAACAGUGUGUGAGAAAAAUCCUGCAAUUGGUAAUGUCAGGCUGAGGGAAGGUUAUGGUUCUGCGGAGACGUCAAAACGUGCGGAGAAGUUCACCUUAAACGGACAUGAGCAACUAAUGUGUGAAGAAUGGAAGUCGAGUUCGAGAGUAACUGUUGGAUUAAGGUCUGCCAGAAACAGGAGAGAAAAUUAUCAUGAUACUGAAUUGAGUCCUCUGGAUAGGAGAAGGACACACCAUUCGUUAAGGAAACCAUCAUGGUUGAUGUUAACAGAACAUGAGGAGAGCUAUCGCUAUAUCCCACAGCUAGGUGAUGAAGUUGCAUACAUAAGACAGGGCCAUCAAGAGUAUAUAGAAUGGAGACAUUCACAUGAAAUAGGUCCUUGGAGGUCAACUAAAGGAGACCUAAGAGUUGUAGAAUUCUGCAAAGUUGAAGGACUUGACUAUUCAACGCUUCCGGGAUCUGGGGAGAGCUGCUGUAAACUCACCCUUGAGUUUAUAGAUCCCUCUUCCAACAUUUUUGGUAAGACCUUCAAAUUGACGCUGCCUGAGCUGAUAGAUUUUUCAGACUUCCUCGUUGAAAGAACAAGAUACGAUGCUGCCAUCAAGAGAAAUUGGACGCAUAGAGAUAAAUGUCAGGUCUGGUGGAGGAAUGCCAACGAGGAAGGGGGGAGUUGGUGGGACGGUCGGAUACUGGCGGUAAAGCCUAAAUCUCCCGAGUUCCUCGACAGCCCAUGGGAAAGAUGUGUUAUUCAGUAUAGAAGCGAUAGCUCGGAGCACCAUCGUCAUAGUCCGUGGGAACUGCAUGAUCCGGAUAGUCGAUGGGAGCACCCCCAUAUUGAUGAAAAUAGCAGACAGAAGCUGCUCUCUCUUUUCAACAAGAUAGAGCAGAAUAGGAAUCAGGCCUACUAUGGGAUUCAAAAAUUGAAGCACGCCGGCCACAAGUCUGAUUUUCUAAACAGGUUUCCUGUUCCACUCUCUCUUGAAGUCAUCAAACGGAGAUUAGAGAACAACUACUACCGUAGCUUGGAGUCCUUCAAGCACGACGUCAUGGUGAUGCUAUCGAACGUGCAAUCCUACUUUGGGAAGAAUGCUGAGCUCGGCAUAAAGAUUCGGCGUUUGUCGGAUUGGGUCACUCGGACUCUAUCUUCACUGUAGAAGACGACCCCCAACCCCCCAUGAAAGGAAAAAGAAAAAAGAAAAAAAAAAAAAAAAACAGUUUUGUAGAAGAAUCAGUCUCUCUCUGACAAGGUUUGAGCCUGCUGGGGUAUAUUGUAGAUAUCCCUUUAUUUUCUUACAUUAUACCAUAUACCUCCUCUUGCCCGAUUUUUGGAAAUUGGUUUUGUUUCCUUUGGGAGAUUGUUUUUGCAGGCCCUCUCAAAGGAGGGGAUUUCAGGAGCUGGUUGUGGAAAAAUCACCCUGCCAGAAUUCAUUCAUGUAUAGAACCCAUUUCCAUCAAUAAGAAAAAGAAAAAGAAAAUCAAAUUUCAUUUCA